UUAAUACCCAGUUCGAUGCGUGAUAAUAAAAAAAAUCCACUUUAAUAUCAAAGCUUGAACAGCAUUCUCGUAAUCAGUCAGAGUCUAGUAUUUCAGUUAAAAAUGGCUGACAAUCUGCAAGUAGCAUCAAAAAGAUCACAAAGUGAGCCUCAUAAACAAGCUAUAAUAUCUGAGGCAAGAGCAAAUUUCGUUUUGGAGCAGUGUUGUUUCUGCUGCAUCCCUCUGAGGAUUGGAAGCCUCAUCCUCGCUUACUUGUAUCUGGUCGCUACCCUGAUUAGCUUGAUCUUCACAACCUUAGCAUUGGUUGCCAUCUCUAUAUUUGUGAAUGAUCCCGACACGAUUCAUCAUCGGACUGAGUUGAUACAAGCUUUAGCCAUUUCAUCUGUUGUCGAGCUUCUGACCAUGUUUUCAUUGUCAUUUGCUAUUGUUCUUCUAAUUGGACUGCAUAAGAAUAAACGCAACUACGUGAAAAUUUUCAUUAUCUUCCUCUUGGUGUGUAUAGUCAUAAACGUUAUCCAGAGAUUGGUUACACUAGUUCUGUUUGCAGAGAAGCGUGUCGUGGAUGCUAUAACGAUUUUGUUAUAUAUAUUUUUCAACAUCUAUUUUGUGGUAGUGCUGCGGAGUCAUUACUUAGAACUGGGCGGGCGCUGCAACAAUCUGCCUGGACAUCUACAUCGCGAUGGUCACUUAUCACCAAAAGUUUAGACAUUGCGAGCUGGACAUGUAACCAAAUUACACAUUAUUUCUCUUUCUUGAAACGCUAAUAAUAAUAAUAAUAAUAAUUGCCUUUAUUCCAAUAACGAAAUUACAAAUACAUAAUAAUACAAAAUACAAUACAAAUGAUACUUUGUCAAUAUGCAAUACACAAAUCUAUACUAAUAUAAUAAAGCUGAAGAGUUUGUUUGUUUGAUUGAACGCGCUAAUCUCUGGAAUUACUGGUCCGAUUUGCAAAAUUCUUUCAGUGUUAGAUAGCCAAUUUAUCGAGGAAGGCUAUAGGCUAUAUAUUAUCCCUGUAUUCCUACGGGAACGGGAACCACGCGGGUGAAACCGUGCGGCGUCAGUUAGUGUCAAUAUAAAAUCUAAUUAUUAUUAACGUCAAUUCAAAAAUCUAAUUAUUAUUAACGUCAAAGUAAUACUCGUAUUUUAUUUUAUUUUAUUUAUUUAUAUAUGAUGUCAAUUUAAUAAUUUACGAUUAUAAGUAUGUUAACUUUUUUAUUUUGUUAUUGGAGCACCCAGUUUUGGGUAUAGGCCUCCUCCAUCCUUUUAAUUAAAAAAUAUGGGGAUCACAUACGUUAUCGAUAGACCACGUGAUCAAUCAGGUAAUAUGUCAACCGCAUACAGUUAUUAGUUUUCGAAGCGUUAGCGUUUCUAGAAAGAGAAUUGAUGUCUAACUUGGUUAGGGCACAGUAUAACCAGUAGGUGGACUUCAUAGUAAAGGUCGAAACGCGAGCUAUACCUACGCACCUCGUACGUGGGGUGAUCGUGGGGUGAAGACCGUUGCGACUGUGUCGCGGUGACGAACGCAGUGUAUUGGAUUUUUUAAUUAUGACGACUAGAAAAAAAGUUAUUAUUUUUAUAAAGUUUGAUUAAUAUUUUGUAUUCUAAAGGCAUAAUUUAAAAAAAUAUAUAUAUA
This is a messenger RNA of Bicyclus anynana (squinting bush brown), 1633 nucleotides long. RefSeq lists its product as uncharacterized. The coding region runs from base 103 to 705 and encodes 200 amino acids. The record is from RefSeq and is a predicted model, not a curated record. Lineage: Eukaryota; Metazoa; Arthropoda; Insecta; Lepidoptera; Nymphalidae. The transcript is spliced from 5 exons.